AUGAUUGGCGUCUUUCUGACGUUGACUGCGAUGAAGAAUCGAGAGGUACUAUCCUUGGAGUACCGGACACUAUCAGCACAAUACUUAUGGCGGCCAUACCUGCCAAAUCUACCCUCGAUAGUACACUCACCGUUCAAAAACCCCUCAAACACCACUCUGGAAAUCGAGAGUGGCAUAGUCCAUCAUGUGCCGCCAAGAUUGAAGAAGACUACACCAAACUUCCAUCUGCUGUUGCCAUCUGAACGCGAGACCCAUGGCUUCUGCAAAACAACACUGUCCGCAAUGCUCCUGGAUUAUCCUCCACCAACAACGAUUAAUUUGAUGGACGAUCUGCAGUCAGAUACUCAGUGGGAGUUGAACACCCUGAAUAGCACAUUGAACUAUUUGAGCAAUACCAGGCUCGUAAGAGAUGAAGAUCUGGUACUGAUCGUAGAUGGCCAGCAAUCAUGGUUCCAGCUCCCAAGUGAUGUGCUUAUCACACAGUAUAAGCGACUACUCGAAGAUGCAAAUUGGCGUUUGCUGGCAAGAUACGGAUUCAAUGCAGACGGGUACCAGAAGUUCAAUCAGACCAUCGUUUUUGGCGCCGAGAAGAUCUGCGUUGGGGAUGACAUGGCGUGCAGAUACGUGCCACACUCGAUCUUGCCAGACACUAUGUAUGGCGAGGAACAUGGCCACCGGAUUGCCGACAUGCCAGCCACUUUUAUCAAUUCCAAGAUGGUCAUGGGACCUGCAAAGGAUCUGAGAUUACUCUACGAAGCGGCUUUGACCAAGUUCAUGGCUGGCAGGACACAAUCACAAACAGUGCAGUCCGUCUUUGCCACCAUCCUCGGAGAGCAGCAAUUGCGGCGAGACGCCGUGGAUCCUAAGCCUGCAACUGGGAAGCUCAAGGACUUCUUCUUAAACUCCAAGAAGGUUGUGUCAUCUCAACAGGCUGCGGCGAAAUUGCACGACGGAACACAGCACGAGUUCUCCAUCGGACUGGACUAUCUGCACAUUCUCUUCCAGCCGUUACUCUACUGCAUAGAAGACGAGCUUGUCGCAGUAAGGCAUGACAACUCGACGGAUCUCUCCAUCCACCGUCACCCAGGCUCCGUGUACCAACGCCUCUCCCUCCCUGCCGCCCUGAACGGCAUGCACCCACCAUUUUGGCGCCCCGACCUCUUCAAGAACAAUCCUUCCCCCAAUGAGAAAGCUGCAUAUGUCAAUCCUCUCGAAUUCGAAGAAGACCUGGACAGGCUCCCCUCUCGCAAGACCUCCUGGCACAGAGUUCGCCUCGUCCAAAACACCUACACGGGCGCUGUUCCCGCCAUCCUGCUCAACAACAACCCCCUGUACUCUGGUGCUGAACGCCCACCCACUGCAAACAUAACAUGGGAGGAUCUCUGGUUCUCUCCCUAUAAACGCGCAUUGCUGAGAAACUACUUCCGAACGCCACAAUCCCCCACCGGAUACCACAACAGUCUUGUCGGCGGUGAUCGCGCCUGGGACAUGCGGGGCGGGCGCGGCGGCGUGUGGAAGGCCUCGACGGCAACAUGGUCCCCCUGGGGCGAAGCAGACGGUGUAUGUGGCACCCUCAGCCAACUCAAAGAAGUCUUCGAUGACGGCCGCGGGGUAUGGAUGCACGAGAAGGAAGUCACGAAUGAAGAGGACCGACUACAAUGGGAAAAGGAAGUAUCGGAGAAUACAAGGAUGCGAGAGGAGAAAUGGCAAAAACAUCUGCAGGAAGAUCAGGAGGAGGUGAUGAGGAAGGAAGAUGCAGAGUUGAAAAAGAAUGAAAGCCUUGAGGCCGAACUGAAACAGUUGCAGGCCGGUAGUGAUCAAGACAGACAUGCAGAGGACGAGGUCAGAGCCGAAGACGAAAUCGAAGAGCCAGAGGACGAGGUCAAAACUGACGAAGGAAUCGAAAAGCCCAAGGACCUGGCCAAAUUCGAGGAGAAGGACCAAGACGCCGACCAGGAUGCUAUAAAGGCCACAAAGACGUUAGAAGACUUCCUCUCAUCCCUUUCGGACGAAGAGCGCGCAGAAGCAGAGCGCCAGCGACACGCCGCAGACGAGGCGGUAGCUCGACGCAAAUCCGAGGAGGAGAGGCAGAAGAAAAAGGCAGAGACGGACGAUGAAAGCGAGGAAAAGAUGGGAAUGAAAGAUGAAGCCGAAAAGGAUGAAGACAAGCAGACGCAGACGGGGAAGAAGAAGGCCACCAGACGAUGGGUGUCUUGA
Molecule: messenger RNA, 2217 nt
Organism: Plenodomus lingam JN3
Lineage: Eukaryota; Fungi; Ascomycota; Dothideomycetes; Pleosporales; Leptosphaeriaceae
Source: RefSeq, a predicted model, not a curated record